CUUUCAUAAUCAACAGAAUGCCUAAAGGAUACCGUCAAAACAAAAGUGUAACACCAUAAAAUGUCCCCACAUCAGUAGGAAAGUACUGAAACACAAGCGUCAUUGAGUUCCCAAAACAAUAAUGCUUACACCAAACAUUUCACGGAUCAAUGGCAGAGGUUGUUUUAGCCUCAAGCAACAGUUGAUCCAGUAGUGAACCAAGACCAAAUAUAUAAAAAAACAAAACAAAGUGGACAAGGUGUGGUUAAAACCUGACUUCUCAGAAUUUGAUGAUGGUAGUCUUAAGUCACGGCUCUAUAAAAGGUAAUUAUUGGCAGAGGACAGCCUUGUUCUUGGGAAGUGUAGGUGCUUGUAGGAGGUUUGUGACUUAGUGUAGCAACAAAUACUGUAGGUGCAGCUUUGGCUCAUCAGGUUUCUGUAUUAGAAGCGAGCAGACUAUUCCAGCGACACAGCCAUGCCCUUACGACCAAGGGCGUCUUCUCAACCUGGAAGAGCAAACACUCUUCCGAGCUUCAAACCCUUCCCAAUCCUGCGGCCAAGAGCUUCGUCUUCUCACACCAAAUCGCCAUUGGAGGAUGAGCUGUCUUGUCCGAUUUGCUGUGAGAUUUUUACUGACCCUGUUGUCCUGAAGUGCAGCCACAGUUUCUGUCGCCUUUGCCUUCACCUCUUCUGGAACAAGAAAUCACCUAAGAGGGAAUGUCCGGUGUGCAGAAGGAAGUGUAUGCCGUCUGAGCCCACUGUGAGUUUGGCUCUAAAGAAUGUGUGCGAUGCCGUCUUACAGGAGCAAAAAGUAUCUGUUGGAGUGCCAAGCAUAGGUUCAUCCAACGGGACGUCCAAACCAGAGGCACUUUGUGCCACUCACGGGGAGGGACUCAAGUUGUUCUGCCAAUCUGAUGAAGAGGUUCUCUGCUGUGUUUGUCAGACAUCCAAGAAACACCAAGGCCACAGUGUGUGUCCUUUGGAAGAGGCGGCAAACGAUCUCAAGGAGGAAAUGCGGCAGAUUGUAAUUCCACUGAAGAAAAGUCUAAGACGCCUGUAUGAGGCCAAACAAGAAUGUGAUGACAUAACUGUCCACAUAAAGAACCAAAGGCAACAGACAGAGAAACAAAUUCACGAGGAGUUUGAAGAGCUACGACAGUUUCUUCUAAAGGAGGAAUCUGCAAGAAUUGCUCUUCUGGCAGAAGAAGAAGAGACAAAGAAACAGGCCAUUAAGAAAACAACAGACUCAAUCACUUAUGAUAUAAGCACAUUUUCUCAAGCUGUUGUGGCCAUAGAAAAUGAGAUUGCUAAUGAUGACAGCCUCUUUUUACAGAACUACAAGAAUGUCAAAACAAGAGCUCAGAUAACAUUCCACGAACCAGAAAAAGUCCCCAAUUCUCUAAUCAGCGUUGCGGAGCACAUCUCCUCCCUGAAGUUCAGAGUGUGGGAAAAAAUGCAGAAUCUGGUGGAAUGCAGUGAGUGCUCAGUUACUGAGUUUAAUGAUGUUGUGUGUCAGAAUAGCACAAUAGGUUACCUUUAUUUCAUUUGUUUGUCUGCUUUCAACACAGCCUACCCCUGUUUGUCUCUCAGCAAGGACCUGACAAGUGUGUCCAACACAGGGACAAUGCAAAAGUUGCCAGAUAACCCUGAGCGCUUUGACCAUCUUGUAUUUGUACUGGGCUCCAAGGGUUUCUCCUCUGGAUGUCAUUCCUGGGAGGUGGAGGUGGGCAAAAAUAAUGACUGGGUAAUCGGUGUGGUGAAAGCAUCGGUAGCAAGAAAAGGCAAGAUAUCAGGCUGUCCAGAAGGAGGAUUCUGGACUAUCGCUCUCUCAGAUGGGCAGUACACAGCCAUGACCACUCCACGAACACAGCUCAAGCUGAAUAGCCAUCUAGAAAGGGUUCGGGUAAAGAUUGACUAUGAUGCUGGAGAGGUCAGCUUCUUUGACUCAGUUGAUGUUGCACCUCUCUACACAUUUACUGACCAUUUUACUGAGAUGAUGUUCCCAUUUUUCUGUCCGGGAGCGAAUAUAAAUAGAAACAAUCCAGGGCCAUUGAAGAUCUGCCCAGUGAGAGUGGCUGUGUGGAACAGUGGCUCCUGGUGAUAGUUAGCUGUAUGCUGGCUUUAUUUUUUCAUAUAAUACCGUACCAGUCAAAGGUUUAAAGAAAUUUAUUGUAAUGCUAUUUAGACUGCAGAAUCAAGGUCAACUCCCUGACCUUGACCUAGACAGCAAAAUAAAACGUGUUGCCUUUUAUUUUGACAAUCCUA
Danio rerio (zebrafish) is the source of this 2244-nucleotide messenger RNA. The record is from RefSeq and is a predicted model, not a curated record. NCBI's taxonomy places the organism in Eukaryota, Metazoa, Chordata, Actinopteri, Cypriniformes, Danionidae.